Molecule: messenger RNA, 11366 nt
Organism: Rhagoletis pomonella (apple maggot)
Lineage: Eukaryota; Metazoa; Arthropoda; Insecta; Diptera; Tephritidae
Source: RefSeq, a predicted model, not a curated record
CCAACACCGGGGAAUAUGAAAUUAUAACUACUAAAAGCAUAUUCAAAAACUAUUCAUAUUUCAUAAAUUCAAUAAAAAUAGUGAAAUUAUCCAAAGUGAAAAAAUAAAAAAAUAUGAUUAACAAAAGUAAGAGUUAAGUUGUGCAAGAAAAAGGCAUUAAACACUAAAUGUACUUUAAUUAAUGUACACAUACAUAGUUAAUAAAAGGGAUAUAGCAAUCUUUAAUACCAAAGAAUACAUAAUUCAAAAAGAUAUACAUAAUUAUGUAAAAAAAGGUUCAAUUUGUGGGCACCGCGAAAUUUUCAUCGUAACUCAUACACACAAACGCAAUCUUUGCUACUGAUCGAAGAUUAAAAUCCAUCAUUGGUUACGUUACGUGUCACCAUCAAAAAAGUUAGAUAAAAUAGCGACAUAUUCAACCAAACCAACUGACAUACAUACGCAUUACAACAACAAUUACACAAAAAUACACAUUUUUGAAACCCGGCGCGUAAGUGGCAUCGAAGCAGCGCAUGCGACCCUGAAAGAGCAAAAUAAGCAAAAGAUCCUACGACAAAAGCGACAACGAAAAAGUCAAUGACGAAGACGAAAGCGUAGCAGCAUUAAAACAUAAAAAAGUAAGCGGAUGCAAUCGUGAGGCGAGCAAUGCCAAUGCGAGAAGUGAAAACAAGCGCAACAAAUAACAAAAUUGAAAGUUAGCGAGCGCACAAACAAGUUGAAAAAUAAUAAUGAAUAGUCAACCAAUUGGCUAAAGAAAAAACUUUAAAAUUUCUGAAGUAUUUUAAAAGUAACAACAAUCUCGUUUACAAAAAAAAACUGAAUCAUUUCAGUGCAGUGCAAAACUCGUAAAACUGUAGCUCUGGUUUAAAUCUACAAAAUUUGCAUCCAUAAUUUAGCGAAAAGUUGACGCAACAUUUGCCUACAACAUGUUGCUAUCAAGACGAAGAAUUCCACCAGCGAAAAUUUCCAUAAGUGCCACACCCACCACUACGGUAGUUGGCAUGCUGUUAACAGUGUUGAUGAUGUUGGUGAGCACGUCACCCGUUCAAGCAGCGAUUGAUGAAACAAUUAGCGAACACGAAGGCAAAUCGGUGGUGAUACCUUGUCCGGUAAACAAAGCUAAAUGUGGCGAUCUGCAUUCGAUAAACUGGUUCAAGGGAGACGAUCGUAUUGCAGCGAUGCUGCUGGGCGAUAGCAAUGUGACAAGCGUCUCAGAUGAGUUUGCGAAUAGAGUCACCGUGGAACAAAAUCCAUUUAGAUUAGUAAUUAAUGACUUAAAAAUAGCUGAUGAGGAUAUAUAUCUUUGUGAUACAACAUUUCUUAUACCAAUCGAAACGUGUGAUAAUUUCAACGGCUAUCGGGUCGAGUUGAAUGUCUUAGAAAAUAUUGUGCCACCAUCAGAGGUUGUGAUCCUGGAUGAGAAAGGCGAUCGCAUUGAGAAUGGUUCCAUCAUUGGCCCCAUGCAGGAGCGUCAGACACUGAAAGCAGAGUGUGUAGUUUGGAACACACGACCUCAACCACAGGUCGGCUGGUGGCGGGGGAAUAAACGACUGAUGACGCUUCGAGAAGGACGAUGGCACGUAUCACACGCAGUCAGAGCUUAUCUUCAACGCGACACGUUUCGAGAAUGACAUGAUAUUUCGGUGUGACGCGGACAAUGUCGUGCUGCAGAUAAACCGAGAAAAACCAUUCACGUCAUCAUUGACACUGGAAGUUUUAUAUCCACCGGUAGUCAAAGUCAGUCCGCCGGAGAUUACAGUAAAUACCAGCGACACAGUGCUGCUCAACUGUGAAUAUGUCGCGAAUCCGGCAUCUCUGACGCAAGUUGUCUGGUAUCGCAACGGUGAUUUAGUCAAUGUCAACGACACAGAACGUUAUGAGGGGGGCAAUUCUGAGAACGUUGCACUGGUUAUACGCUCUACUGACAAGGAAGAUGUCGGCAACUACACCUGUCAACUAUCAAAUGCCAUUGGCAAGGGCAUCUCUGAGCAGCAAAUUGACCUGGAUGUGCAGUUUAUGCCAAUUGUCGAAGUGCUGAUGAUACCCGAGGGUCCCGUAAAGGAGAGUGACGAAUCGAAUGUGACACUUUACUGCAACAUCUUAGAAGCUAAUCCUGCGGUGCUGACAAAAGUGCGUUGGUAUGCCAAUGCGACGUUGCUCAAGGAGUUGCCUGAUUGUGAAGAGACUAAGGAGGAUUUAUGUCACAUUGAUCCUAGUAAAUUACUGUUAGAAAGUAUUGGACGUGGCUUUUUCUAUAAUUACUCUUGCGAGGGUUAUAAUGCGGCCGGUUGGGGACCACGAAGUGAAGAUAAGGAAUUAAUGGUGCAUUACGAACCCGGUCCCGCCACGCUCACUCACUUCCCCUUAAUUGCGGUGAAGAAGAAGAGUGUAACAUUUUCAUGCUCCGUGGACGACCCUGGAUAUCCUGAAUCUAAUAGGUCUGUAAAGUCGUACAAAAACACCGCAUAUACAUCAUCAUAUAAUUCCAUUGUUCCUAAAACCAAUUUAUCUGAGAAAUCAACCAAAUCAUAUACAUCACAUCCCACCACAACCGCUGCAUCCACACCCCAAACGGGUGAUAAUUUCCUUAUUCAUUUCCAUACCGUACAAGCGUUGCAACCCUCUGAGGCUGAGGCAGCUUAUGAGGCGUUGAUACGACAAAAUUCACCAUUGCUUGAACAACACCAACAACAACAUAGCAACCAAACGAUACAAAAAGAAACCCAUGCACUAAUUGGCCUGAACAAUCAUACUCCUCUAUGUACAUUGCUUACACUCACCACAUUCUCACCAAAAUCACAAAUUCUAACACUGUACAAUGUGGCGAAAACCAACAUGGCUGACACCUCAUCACAAUCAUCAUUCGAUUCAUCAUCAACAUCACUUGACUUCAAUCCAUCAUUACAACAACACCACCAACUCUCAUUAUACCGAAAAAUGGGCGCAUUUACUCAUGGUGCCCAAAUGUUAAUGCAUCCACAUAGAUUCCGUUGGUUGCGCGGUGGACGUGGUCCGCUACAGGACAUUGUCACCAAGGACUGGACUGUUGAGCCGGUGGGUUUGGAUAGCCGCACAAAUUACUCAUGCUAUGCAUUCAAUGAAGGUGGUAAAGGUGUAAUGGCAACUAUCAAUCUGGAGGUGCAUGCACCUCCAUUCUUCAUCAAGAAUUUGGUGCCAUAUACGGGCAUGUUGCAUACAUCGCGCACAGCUAAUCUUACAUGCCGCAUCGAGUGUGUGCCGCGCUGUGAAAUUACCUGGUUAAAGGGCACGGAGCCCAUUGAUAAGAACGACACGCGCUACUUCAUCAAAGAGAAGUAUUUGGAUGCCUCUCCGGCGACAGGCGAUUUCGAGAGUAUGCUUUCUGUACUGCACUUUAAUAUGUCAAAUUGGCCCAAUCAUAAGUUCGAUAUUGAAGCGGAUAGCGCCAACUACACAUGCGUUUCGACAGGAAAUACCGUUGGACCUGGCAUCAAGAGUUCUACAUACUUCUCAAUUGAAUAUGCGCCGGAGAACUCAACCGUUUCCGAUGACAGGGUUUAUGUGCAGGAAGGGACGAUACCCGGACGUGUCAUUUGCAAUGCCAGAGCUAACCCCAGCGCUCACUACAACUGGAUAUUCAACAGCACAAAACUCGGCCAGGAUCAAGCUUUAAUCAUCAACACACCAAUGACUCGCAAUGAUUCUGGAAUUUACACUUGUGUCGCCUCGAAUAAGCACGGCAAUAGCACAGCGGAAACAUUCAUCGAUGUACAAUUUAAGCCACGUUGCGAAAUUGAAAGGCACGAGAUCGAUGACCAGGAUACACUAAUUUGCACAGCAUUCGGAAAUCCUGUAGAGGCGGAUUUUUCAUGGUCAAUUAAAGCGGAAAAUGACAGCGCCGAAUGGCUGGGCAGUGGCGAACGGCAGGAUUUCAUCGACAAGAGUUUCUAUGUGUUGGACGACGGUUAUGCGAUUGCACGCACUUAUCGAUGUGUCGCCAACAACACCGUCGGCCCGGGGACAUUCUGUGAAAUCGAAGUGGCUGUACGACCAAAAAAACAACUUGUCUGGUGGCAACGCUGGGAUAAGACUACGCUCAUUAUCCUGGUAGCCUCAAUAUUAGCGCUACUUUUAGCCGUGAUUAUAAUUUGUUGCAUCAUCAUUUGCAUAUGCCGCCGCCGCAGACGUCAAGAUAAAUAUCGCACCGACGUCUCCAUCAGUGCCACUCACAGUGUACUCUCUUAUCAGUCGAAUGCGCCACAAGGUGGUGUGGCUACACCAGCGCUCGAAACGAUUUCCCCGCAACCACCGACUACGGGUUGUCUAUUGCCUAAUUUAGCCGCACAAGAAUUGCCACAACUUCCUGGUCCAAAACUGCCGCCCAAGUCACCGCCCCCGAAGCCUCCGUCCAAGAUCACACCCAAACCCUCACCCGCUACCACCCCCGCACACACCCCCACCAUUGUUACUACACCCACUCGAACACCCAGCUUACGUGUAAGGCACGCCGCGCAAGCACCUAAAUCACCGCCGCGCUGGCCGUUGCGCCCCGGCGUCAUGGUGCAUGUCAGCAGCGAUACAAAAGAGAAUCUGGCAACUAAUCGCAUGACACUGCGACCGCACACAUUGACGGCACAACUGUCGAAUUUGACAACAAUGGCAGCGGCUGACAGCAGCACUGCAUCAAGUGCCACACUGAAUGCAUCUGGCUUCUCAGCAGCCACCGCACAAACAACACUUCUAAAUGCAUCUACACAGACAGUCGAUUGCAGUGAUACGGGUCUAGGAGGAGAGAGUGGCGAUGGCGAUCGUGGAUGCGGAAGUGUUGAUAUUCCCAAGCAAACGUCAACGCUCGGCCGUUUUGACUGUCGCCAAAAGCGUGCCGCCGGAGUGGGCAGCGAAUACGCCAGCCCUGGUGCUUGCUCCCACCGCACUGCAUGCCAAACACUACCACAUAAAUUUGGCAAAUCAUCACAGUUAAGACCGCACACCACUUUCAAUGUUAAGCCGAAUAAUCAGAUUUUGACAGUCGAAAAUGCCAACACAGAGGAACAGCUAUUGACAAUGCUGACAGCUGUCACAGACGAACCACUUGAGUGUCCGUCAGGCGCCGGAGUUCGUAUGACAGGGACGUCAGUGUCAACGCCGUUGACAACUGAAACGCCAAUAGUAGCUACAGAGGGUGGCAUGGAAGAGAUCACUGUUGCCAGCGCUGAAUCGACAAGCGGUGCGGCGGAAGUUUGUAGCAACGCAGACAAAUGUGUUAGUGCACGCCGCAUGGGACGCGUGGAAAAGUUCUUUUCGAACAUUUUCAAGCGCCGCGGUGCUGGCGUUGACACCACGCGCGACAGCCAGCGCAGCCACAUCGGGUUACUUGGCGGCAUGUGGCAAGCGGGUGCCAGUGUGCUACGGCAGCGCACAGAAACGACGGAAAAGUCGCCAUUUGGCGCAGAGCAUCGCCUAAAGGGCAUACGUUGCAGUGGCAGUGUCACGUACAAAAAGUCGCCAGUACGCACGUCGCAAGGCGGCAACGCUGUCUCCGGUUGUAGCAGUAGCAGUAAUUGUAACAUCAGUAACAACAACAGUACCAGCAUUAGCGUAAUAGCGACUACAAACGCUAGUGCCGCUGAGCUAAAUGAAAACUUCGAACACUCUGCUUCUAAUAUUACUACUCCAGUCACACCAACAGCCACAGCCGCAGCGAGAGCACAGCUACCACAAUCGCCUCCAGCUACGCAGCCGCCUACGCAGCAACCAGUCAACAGUCCCCGAUUACAUGCCUCUGUGACAUUUCAAGUGCCUUCAUACGACAAGACUCCAGCGAACACCCACAGCAUGGGGACGGCCAUCAACGGCGGGAAUGGGACCGCCAACGUAAACAGCAACAACAACAGCAACACUACAACACCGACACAUGGACGACAGCAACAGCUACACCGUGGCAUAUUGAAGAGUCGUACGCCGCCGCCACGUCCACCGCCGCCUUUCAAGGCGGCACCCCCUCCACUGCAGAAGCGCGUUGUGGCCACAAUAUCGCCGACAAAAAUCGAGCGGGUCCAAAUACAAGACAAGUCAUCUUCACUGGGGGAUCCAUUGACGGAACCUGGCGAGUAUGAGAAUCUACCAUUUCAUGGUCUCCAAACGGCUCCUAACAAGUUCUCUACGACUCUUACAAAUUUUAAUAACAACACCAAUGUGGUGCGCGUCGCUCCACGACCCAAGAGACUCAAUGGAAAUAUUGGCCAGCAACAACACCAGCAGCAACAAUACGAACAGGACCAGUGCGACCAGCAAUUUCAAUAUCAUCAACACCAACAGCAACAACAUCAGUACAAUACCAUGCAAUAUGUUGGGGGCGGGGGACGCUUGAUGGCAACGAACCAACAGCACCAGCAAGCACACACAAUGAAUUCCCACAACAAAGGCAUGCUGCUGCAGCAUCACCAACAGCAUAUGUUGACUUCAAUGGCGGAUGGCAGCGAGACUAUCGGCGGCGGCGACAACGGUGGCGCAGGCCACGCAGCUUCUGGUGGCAGCGGUUACAUGAACGGCGGCAUCGGUGGCACUGCACCCCAUCAAACUUCAUACAAUCUGAAUAAUUGCUUUCCGAAGAGUUACACCGAAUAUUAUCACCAGCAACAGCAGCAAAAGCAGCAAAGUAGCGUCUCGAAUAACACUUCCAGCGCGCAGCUGUUGAAUGCCAUCGAACACGAUUACCCAACAUAUGCAGUGGUGGAGCGUAGCUGCGCGAGUGCAGCAGGUCUUGAUAUGGGUGGUUCUGAUGUUGCCGGCGUGCGCACAUGCCCACCGCCCACUGCAGUCAGUACAAAUCCCUUUCUGGCCAUAACCAAUUUCAAAAAAUAUGACACUGGCAACAGCCCUGCCGAUAAUGCUUAUCAACCGCACAUAUUGGACAUAAGUGGCACUGGUUCAAUGCAACGCAACGGUAAGCGCAAACCAAUGAUUGAUGGCAAAAUGGAGGAUAAGAAAUUCUACUCACUGAAAUUCACCGGCGGUGGCGGUAAGAGCAAAGCAUCUCACCCGCCGCAUAAGUCGCCCGCGAGUGGCGUGUUGAAUACGUCUAUGAUAUUCGCCGGCAACAAUAGCAACAAGUGCAAGCGACAUCAUUCUUUUGCUGGUGGUAGCAUUGGCGAUAUUGACUCCGUCGGCCCGGGCGCCCAACAAACCUCACAUCAGAUAAAAUCAUCGGCAUUGAUGCGCUUCUAUGAUCCGCCUGCCUAUGAGAAUUUGGCGGCUGAUAACGCGGCCGCGGUGCAGGUGCACGAGUGUGCCGUAGAGGCGCAUCCAUCGCCAGCUGCUGGUGGUAUGAGUGGCACCGCCACCAUAUUGCUGCACCCGCAGCCCACGGCUAGUGGCAGCGGCACGAGCGGCACCAGCGCACAAGCUGGACAAUCGGGCCACAAGAAAAAACAUCACCAUCGCCAACACCAGCAGAAGGAUGAUUUCAAUUUGAUUGAGCCAGAACGGCUAAGCAUCUACCGCAGCGAUUCCGGUAUAUCGAACAGCUCUUAUGAGUGCGUCACACCUGUGCCACCUCCGCCGGGCAGCACGCGCGGUGCAACGGUGCUGGGCGACACGCCGCCGCCUAAAACGCCGAAAGGAUCGAAGCUUUCGAAGCAUAGCGCCGCUAGUGGCGGUGCAAAUCUCGUCAAUAGCGUUAAUUACAAAAACUCCAUGCGCCAGUCCAGUAGCAGUAAGGGUAACGCUGUAGUAAGCGGCACGUCGUUGCCUGUUUAUAUGAAUGUCGAUGGCUAUCCUUCGGCGUCAUAUGAACGCUCCUGUUCGCCCAACUCUACUUUAGUCAAUUCUUCUUAUGAGUCUGCUUCAUCUUCACAAAAUGAUGGACAUGGCGGUCCCGGCUCGACCGAUCCCACUUCGUUAUCCUCCUGCAACUCACUUUACAGCAGCGGUACUGGCACGCUUAUCGGUGUGGCGCCGCUCAUGAAAACGGGUACUGGCAUGACGGCCUCUCGCUGCGGUCUACAUCAGAAGCCUGCAGAAAUCACGACACCCGAAGAGUACGAACAAUAUCAGCUGGGCCACCACCAUCAUUCUUCCUCAUCGUUGAGUGUGGCCAGCACGGUGAGUGCGAGUGGGACGCGUAGAUGCAAGAAACAGCAAUCCACAUUAGCGCCAGCCGGAUCGGUAACAGGAAUUGAGCAUUUUGGUAUUGGCGUCACUAAUCCAUUUCUAGCAAGUGAAUGCGUCUCAACAGCGACCGCCUGCGCUUUCAACACCACUGCCACCGACCACAGCCUCAGCGCCCAUGGCAUCGGUAAGAAACUACGACGAAAAACCAUCAGCGACCCCUACGCACAUAUCCGGUACAUCACCUAUGGCAACGACCACUCCAACAGCCACCGCGCUGCCGAGUGCCAAACACAUGCCCACAAUCAUCCCGCCAAGUGUACGGUCGGCGCGCUCAAGGCAACAGAUAAACAGCAACAGCAAGCUAAAUCACAACAACAGCAUGACAACAACAAUGGCCGCCAACGUGAGCAACAUCAGCAAUCGUUGCUAAUCCAACGAAAAUCGUGCGGAGGCAACAACGGCAACAGCAAGGACAUUGUAUCGCAGCAGCGCAGAUUAGUACCGUUAGGUGGUAAUGCCGAUGAAGGUGAUGUUGUUGCUAUUGAUGCCACCAAAAAGAUUUCAACCACAGAGGAGAACGUUACUGGCCAUUCUGAUGGUUGCGCUGAUGAUAUCACGAAUUUAAUAUUGCCACAAAUCGAGGAUGAGGAAAGUGCAACAAUAACACUGGCCUCAACUGUUGAUUAUUUGGGACGCAGGCCAGUCAAGUUGCCACUACGCAAGUAUCACAGCUUCCACUUUCAGCCAUCCCAAACGGUGGCUGGCACACUGCGACACUGCAAAUUGCAGCAAUUGCGUAUGCAAAUGCAAGAAAAACAACAACAAAGAGCGCCGAUAACUAUGCCAGAUGAUGUUAAAGAGUCUGUUCGCCCAGAACCAUUAUCGCCAGCUGGAACAGCUGCACCUACUUCAUCCAAACGCUACGCCGUAGAAGGUGGCCCGCUAGUUUUUCGGCCUCUUUCAUGGCACGAACAGCGCAUUUUUAAGCCAAUUUCAUCGCCAGUAGACGCACGCGAAGCGCCGGCAAUAAUGGGAAGAAUGGCACCACAAAUUGCCGAAACGAUAACGGAAAAUACUCGCCAGACCUUCAAAUUGACAACCGCCGAGGCAGAGGAGGAGGAAGAAAAAUCUGAAAUGAGCGAAGAGCUUGCAGAAGAAAUCAAACAAAUCACCCGAAGUGCGCAAUUACCACAUGUGAGCCUCAAUCCCGCUGCCUCGUUAGAGGCCUUAGAAGCGCUCACUAAACAUCAUCCGGAGUUAAUUUAUGCCACCAAACCGGGUACCCGACAGAACCUGCACAAACAGUUGGCAUUGCCAAAACAGUGGACCCAACAAUCGAUCGACGAAAAGCAGCAAACCACGGGCAAUUUGUCAAAAGACUUCGACGAAAAGGAGAGUGGUGGCAUUAAUACAGAGGAUGCCGAUCGUAAUGUCGUCACAGUGGAUGACGAUGAAGAAGACCUUGGCUACUCUUUUUGCGAAGACUACGACGAUGAUGAUGACGAGUUGGAAAGUGAGGAAAUGAAAAGCAGUGCAGCCGAAAGCCAAGGCAUUGGCCUAACUGCGGAUGAGCAACGAACGUCCGUCACAGCAGAGUCUCCGCGGGUGGUGCUCUCAGCUGGGCGCAAUGGUGGGCAAGUGAAAUACAUGCUACGACAAAGCUAUCGGGAAGUGCAUAUUUAGAUGGAUUACAUGACCCAGCGAUGAUUUUUCUAUACUCGAUUUUGUUCGCCAGAAUGAAUAUUGUGUAUGCGCAUAGGAGCAAUAAACUGUACUGCAUUCCCAAUAAUAAAUUAAAUCAUUAGUUACACCAUACCAUACUAUAUAUAUACAUACAUACACAUGUACGUAAAUGUAAAUAACCAAAAAACGAUACCAAAAAUUCAAAUUAAUCUAAGACAGAUUGCGCCUUGCCAUGCUGGCGCACAAAGCGCUAAGAACUAAGUUAAAUAAGUACGUUAAAUUAGAAAUAUGUAUGUAGGUAUUUAUAAAUUAAGUACUCAUGUGCAAGCAAGUAUAUAUACAUACUUAUUUGUAUUUAAAUUAAUGUAAAUGCGUAAAGUUUGUUGGUAUUUUUAAAUAAAACAAGAAGAAAAAAAAAUCCAAAAAGAAGAACAUAGUCAGUUUGUUUAGAUAUUAAAAUUUUGAAUGUAUAGCAUAUAGAUUUUAAAUGAAAACCAGAUUUGCGAAGUCAUUCGUACUUUAAAAGUGUUGUAUAAAAUAUAAAUGUUGAUGCAUAACAAACUAAAUUAAGUUUACAAAUCAGUUAAUUUCGCUCAGUUGUUAAUACACUACUGCAAAAUUUUGUAAUGUAUGCACAAAGAUGGAUAUGUUACAUACAUAUGUACAUAUGUAGUUAAUAGGAAAAACGUGGCAGCUCAUUCAAUUUUUUUUUCAAUUAUUGACAUUUUUAAGUUACAAACGGUAAAUACACCUCAUUUAUUAACUUAUUAAACACUUUAUAUAGUUAUUUAUUUAUUUAUUUUUGUAAUUAUGUAGCUAUUAUUUUAAAAUUACUUAUUCAACCACAAAAUAAUUUAUUUCACAUAACGAGAAUACAUACAUAUUUAGCCAAUUUCUUAAUAACUGCAUUAUAUUUGAAUUAAGAACAUUCACAUGAAAUCAAAUAUUUUAUAGUUAUUUCGUUUCUACCAAAAAAUUUCGCCUUUGCACCGGGGAAGGGUAACAUUUUUUAGAAGAAACGAAAUCACCAUAAUACAUUUGUCAAUUAGAUUAUUCCUUGCUCAUGCAUAUUUACACACAUAUUUCUAUUUGAAAAACUGUCAGCAUAAAGGUAUCACACCCCUAUGCGAUUCUGUCGGUGCGAAUAUGUUCCGACAAAUUUUACAACUAUGCCGACCAUAGUUUUUAAUGAGGAACCACACACUUGCGCGAUUUUGCAGCAGCGAUUUAUUCGAAUAUUCACUGUUCUUCUUUUGGUCGUGCCGAAAUCGCAGACUCCGCGUUUUCAGUCGGUUUCAGUUUGCUGCUCUGUUGCUUUGGCUGCGAAAUUUCAAACAGUUCAGCAACAGCACAGUCUCAAAUAAUCGUUGAGCUUCGAACGAGCUAUCGUUAGCGACGGCAAAAACAAAUAAAAUAUUCGAUUAAUUAUAAAAAAAUAGUUUCGCAGCUCUAUUAUACAUUAAAAACCUGAGUAUGUCUGCUGGUAAGUAUCAAACUACUGGAACGUUUGAGCUCAAACGUAUAACAUACACAUACAUAUCGUCGUUUAAAGUACAAAACCGCGUAUCAACAAAAUGCAAAAAGAUAAUGCA